Strongylocentrotus purpuratus (purple sea urchin) is the source of this 3700-nucleotide messenger RNA. RefSeq names its product acyl-CoA dehydrogenase family member 9, mitochondrial (gene acad9). Bases 142 to 2190 code for a protein of 682 amino acids. Gene Ontology annotation, molecular function: acyl-CoA dehydrogenase activity; flavin adenine dinucleotide binding. Lineage: Eukaryota; Metazoa; Echinodermata; Echinoidea; Camarodonta; Strongylocentrotidae. The record is from RefSeq and is a predicted model, not a curated record. The transcript is spliced from 15 exons.
CCCUCCACCGAGCUAGACGCUACCACCCUUAGUUGACAAUCCAAUGAUCUUCUUACAUAAUUUACGUUCUAAACCAGUGAAUUUCAGGGAAAGUCCCCCCAAGUGGAGUAUUAAAGUUGUGAAUUAUUGUUUAAUGCAGCAAUGUUUUGUCGCAAUUUUCGCAAUUUUCAAAAUGUUCAACCAUGCUUGGUAUCAAGGUCUUCGAAUGGAGCCAAACCCAAAGCAGUUACAUCCGUAAACUGCUUUCAUAACCGGUCAAAUCCUUCGACAUCUCUGCCGGUGAGACAGACCACUUUACAUCGGCAUACUCCGCCAGCAGUACGGGGGAUUGCCAAUUCAGCUUUCCGUUACCAGGAGUCGGAAUCAUCUGUGAGUCCGAGCUCAGCGGCGUCAAGCGUCUCUCGAGUUACAGCCUCUCCAGUCGGCUUUGCCAAGAAUCUUUGUCUCGGCAAAUUUAACAAGGACGAUGCAUUCCCUUUCCCUGAAAUCACAAUGGAGCAGUUUGAUCACCUCAACCAAAUGUGUGAUCCCAUUGAAAAAUAUUUCAAUGAAGAAGUGGACUCCACAGCAAUUGAUGUAAAUGCCAAAAUUGAUGAGAAGACGUUGCAAGGAUUGAAAGAUCUUGGUCUCUUUGGUCAACAAGUUCCUGAAGAUUAUGGUGGACUUGGACUGUCAAACACAGAAUUUGCUCGCCUAGCUGAAAUCACUGCACAAGAUGGUGCUAUUGCUGUCACAUUAGCCGCACAUCAGUCCAUAGGUUUCAAGGGCCUUCUGAUUGCUGGAACUGAAGAACAGAAAGCCAAGUAUCUUCCCAAGCUAGCUACAGGUGAACUGGUGGCUGCUUUUUGCCUUACAGAGCCUUCAAGUGGCAGUGAUGCAGCCUCCAUUCGAACCAAGGCAACUCUAAGUCCAGAUGGUAAACAUUAUCUACUUAAUGGAGGAAAGAUUUGGAUCUCCAAUGGAGGGAUUGCCGAUGUGUUUACGGUCUUUGCCAGAACAGAAGUAGUGGACGAACAGGGUGAAACCAAGGAUAAGAUUACAGCUUUCUUUGUGGAGAGAAACUUUGGAGGGAUCACCAAUGGCAAGCCAGAAGAUAAACUAGGAAUCAGAGGUUCAAACACUUGUGAGGUGUACUUCGACAACACCCCUGUGCCUCUAGAAAACAUCAUAGGAGAAGUAGGUGGUGGUUUCAAGAUGGCUAUGAACAUCCUCAACAGUGGUCGUUUUAGCAUGGGCAGCUCUGGAGCUGGCAUGCUUAAAAAACUCAUAGGUAUGACCACCGAACAUGCCUCACAGCGCAAGCAGUUUGACACCAAGCUGAAGGAGUUUGGUAUGAUACAGGAGAAGGUAGGAAGGAUGACUAUGUCAGCCUAUGCGAUGGAGAGCAUGGCCUAUCUCACUGCUGGUUUACUGGACAGGCCAGGCACACCGGAUUGCUCCGUAGAAGCUGCAAUGGUCAAGAUCUUCAGUUCAGAAGGAGGAUGGGUAUGUGUGAGCGAAGCUCUGCAGAUUCUUGGUGGUUUGGGCUACAUGAAGGACUAUCCAUACGAGCGCUACCUCCGUGAUAGUCGUAUCCUCCUCAUCUUUGAGGGAACCAAUGAGAUCCUACGGUUGUAUGUUGCUCUCACCUGCCUGCAGCAUGCUGGGAAGGAACUUGGUGCUAUGGUCAAGAAACUUCAGAAUCCAGUAGCAAAUCCAGGUUUUGCAUUCAAGAUGUUGACAGGUCGAUUCCUAGGUCGCCUUGGACUCAAGUCAUCAGGCAAUGUCAAACUCCAGCAUAAUGAUGGAGGCGUUCAUCCUUCUCUUGAGACAAGUGGGAAGCAGCUAGCUCAGUGUGUCACAUCAUUCCAGCAGGUAGUAGAAGGAAUUCUCAGCAAGUACAAGAAGGAUGUUGUGAAGGAACAGCUGAUCUUGAAGCGAGUGGCUGACAUCCUGAUUGAUCUCUAUGGUAUGACUGCCGUCCUGUCCAGGGCUUCAAGAGCCAAGACCGUUGGACUCAGGAACUGUGACCACGACGUCCUCAUUGCAACCACCUUUGUCAACGAGGCUGAAAAGCGCAUCGCACAAAAUAUCUAUGAUAUUGGUCUAGCUCCAAGUCUCAACAACGAUGCUUCCAUCAUGAGGAUCGCAGAGGAAGUGUUUGAUAACCAUGGUUACAAGGCAUCUCAUCCCCUCACCAAGGAGUUCUAAACUAAUCUAAUCUAAAACUUGAAACUUUCACAAUCAUGAAAUGUUCGCCUGUUUUGCGAUCGGUUCCAUGCCGCAAAAAAAAGUAAUCACCAUCGACGCACUAGAUUUUACAAUGUUGCUUGUGGUUCAGAUUUGCAAAGUUCAUGCCAUAAAGUGAUAUAAUUUCUAGACACAACACUAAAUUUCCCAAAUUGCGAAGUUGUUUGCCGUCAUUUUUUGAAAGUUUCUGGUUUGACAGUAUGUGCAAGAUAAUAUAUUCCAUCUUUAAUUUAUGUAUCUUUCUGUUAAAAAAGGCUUAUGAUUAUUUAUUUUGUAAUAGAAUUACAUGUCCAUAUAGUGGUUAAAAAAGAUAAGAAGAAGCAGGUACCAGGGUAGAUGUUACAGUGUACCCUUAUAAAAGUGAAAACCUAAAUGCUUUUGGGAGAGUGCCAACUUGCAGUUCUUUGUGGUGUGCACAAUUCUAGACACAUUUCCAUACAAGCAGGUACGUGUAAAGUAGGAAGCCAUUAGUGCAAUUACAGAUAUGGACGAUUGAAGAUUUGUAAUGAAUACAUAUUUAGGCAGAGAUGUGUUUGUUUGCUUAUCAUCUGUCAUUUUUGGAAUAUGUUACAUGCACGGUUUAACAGGGUUCUCAUACAAAAAGCUUUAAAACUUGCAUUUUUUCUGUGGACCAAGUGGUAGGUGCCAACAUGUCUUCAAUAGGGAAUGAGACGCAAGUUAUUUGGAAGAUAAUAUCCUUUUCAUAUUGCUCUCACCAGAUCUGGUAACGCAUUUUAAAAGAAAAUUUGAACAGCCUUUUUCAACUUACUGAGAGAAUGGAUCAACAAAAUCAAUACUGUGUAAGCCAGUAUACAGGUUGCUUACAUGUUCCAAUGGGCAGUUCAUUUAGAUGUUGGUCCUUUUAAGUGUACAGUGUAUUCAACUAUUCAUUUAUCUGUAAACUGAUUUCGUCUCAAUUACCUGGCCAAUAACAACCAAUGAAACAUAUUUUUUUCAGUAGAUGAUCAAGCCUAACAUUUAACAGUACCUUGAUAGCAUUUAGCAGAAUAUUGGAUGAGGAGGUUUCUACUCAUUUACAAUGUUGCAGAUGUGAUAUGUUUACUUGAAAGUACAUGUACAUCGAUGGCUAAAUUGUCACUUUUGUUCAUCACAAAAGAACAUAUUCCUAUGUUAUAUGAGAAUCAAAGCCCGUUUGUUCAAAUUCAUUUUCUUAACCCUUUAGCAACUUAACCGCUCGUCCAUUUUCAAUGGGGUCUACCAUGACAAUCUUAUACGUGCGUAAUCCUUACUGAAUUCUGCAUAGAAAAAUAGCACAUGUAAUAUGUUACAUAUUGUUCAGAACAAUGUAAAAAUGAAAGCAAUAUUACAUCUUCCAGUGAGUAAUAGGCUUUUUUUAACAAAAUCUCUAGUUGCUAAUGGGUUAAGAGACAUGAAUUUGCACCGCCUGUGAAAGUGAAUGUACUUGGUAUACUUGUAUUGAAAUAAAAUAAAAAUUUCAGUCAAACCUAAA